CAGCAACCCGCUCUCCCUGCUGUGUCACACACAUGGCUGACGAAUGACUGAACUGGGAAUGGACAGGGUACAUGCAGUGAAAUCUACAGAUAUAAUGGAUUCAGAAACGUCGUUCACCUUCAGUAGAAAGCUCCUGUUCACUGCCAGUCAAAAUUUAAUCAAAAGCCGUAGUAGAAAUCACACACUCAUACUACCAACUGCAGCUGUCAGGCACACAGACUUGUGGGAAAUAAAGCCACCUGACUUUAGCCCAAAACUGUACCGCACUCUAAGCUUGCCUCGGAUCAAGAAAAAAACACUCGACCCAGCUAUAUUAAAAGAAGGAUUAGAAGAAUUAUCUCAAAGCCUUCAUAUAAUACCUACUGUCAUGCGAUCCAAACAAGAACAGAAGAGGAAUAUACCAGUGUUCAUCACAUCAUACAAACCACCUGGACUACUGGAAUUACAGCUACAGUUUGUGAAGUUGGGACAGUUUCCGUGUGGUCCCUACAAAAACCCGAAGCCUCAUGAUUUCAGACCUUGUGAUGAAAACUUGCCAGACAUGGUGACUUCCAUAGCAAAGGAUCCUGGAAAUUUGAACCUUAAGACUCCGUUCUUGGGAGCAAGGAUCCAGCCUGAGGCAAAUCCUCCAAAAGGAGAGCCAGCCAGGAACAUGAUCACCUUCAAACCAGCAGAACCCAAAUGGGAUGCAGGACUCAUACUACCGAAGUCCCCAUGGCCACCCAUGUCAGCUACUUACACAAGGCAUCGGUGCAGGAGAGGGGUGUACAGUGCGUUUAUGGACCGUGUGGAAGAGAAACUCACCAGAUCUUGGAUGAAAUAAAAUGUUCUAACAGUCAAAUAGUACUUUGAGUGAAGGCAGAAUAAACUGGUUUUCAUCAAGUAUUCCUGAUGUGUUAACUAAACUGUGAUUCACUGGUCUUACAGGAUUUGUCAGGAAGUCCUUUCUACCAAAUACAUUUAAGGUGAUGUUAGUAUUUGUUUAUGAUUAUGGAUACAGUUAUGCUCAACAUUUAGAUUUUACUUUUCAGCAAAUACCCAUCACCAAUAAAACUCAUGCCUGUAUAGCAUGCCUGUAUGUUUUCUCUGUGCCUGCCUGGGUUUCCUCAGAGUUCUGAUUUUUCCUCUCGCAUCCCAAAAAUAUGCCAGUAAGUGAAAUAGUAAAUUUGUGUGUGCAUUCCCACCUUACACGAAGUGUUCCUGGGAUAGGCUCUAGACCCAACACCACCCAGACCAGGAUAAAGCAGUUACUAAAGAUGAAUAAAUAAAUUUAAAAAACCACCCAAAAAUAUUGUAAUAUGUAUUUAUCUAUAUCUAUUUAUAUCUUCAUCCUUUCUAUCUAGCUAUCUACUGUAUAUGCUGAAAAGUAUGUCCAUGACCAUCACACCCAUAUGUGCUUGCUGAACAUCCCAUUUCAGAUUUAGUCCCCCUUUGUGGUUAUAAAAUAAUAAAGAAGAGCAUUCUGGGAAUGCUUUUUACUAGAUUUUGGAGCGUGAUUGUGGGGAUUUGCAUUCAGCCCCAUGAGCACGAGCGAGGUCAGGCACUGAUGUCGGGUGAGGAGGCCUGGGGUGCAGGCAGCGUUCCAGUUCAUCCCAAACCGUGUCUUCAUGGAGCUCGCUUUGUGCAAAAAAAAAAAAUACAGUGCAUGGUGUCAUUUUAAAGUGUUGGCAUAAAAACAUAUUUUUGGCUUUGGUGUAUAAAUGAAUAAAUAAAUGAAUGUGUUAAUAGCUCUCUGCGAAGGGUGUUUUUUUUUUUUUUUUUUAAUUUUUUUACACAAAUGAAAAAUAUAAAACAUUGCUUUCACGCAUCCUUUAUUUCCACACUAAUGCUUUAGAUUUGAAUCAUUUUCAUUCUUAAUCACACAAUGAGCUGCUCAUCUGAAAG
Molecule: messenger RNA, 1884 nt
Organism: Pangasianodon hypophthalmus (striped catfish)
Lineage: Eukaryota; Metazoa; Chordata; Actinopteri; Siluriformes; Pangasiidae
Exons: 5
Coding region: 44-823 (259 amino acids)
Source: RefSeq, a predicted model, not a curated record